CUCUCCUCUCUCCAGAACAUGGCGGAGUACAGCUCUCUGCUCAGCGACCUGUCUGAAAACAUCACCAACGAGGACUUGGAGCAGCUCAAGUCGGCCUGUAAGGAGGACAUCCCCGAGGACCAGAGCAACAACAUCACCUCCUCCAAGGAGUGGUUCAGCUACCUGGAGAAGAAUGACAAGCUGGCCCAGGAUAACCUGUCGUACAUCGAGCACAUCUUUGAGAUCUCGCGGCGACCGGACCUGCUGACGAGGGUGAUCGAGUACCGCACCACCGUGCUCAAGAUCUCUGAGGACGAGGAGAUCGACACCAAGCUCACACGCAUCCCCUCGGCCAAGAAAUACAAAGGGUCCAAACUGUCCCGUCUAGCGAGGCCGGACCCCAAGUGA
Messenger RNA from Paralichthys olivaceus (Japanese flounder), 387 nucleotides. The record is from RefSeq and is a predicted model, not a curated record. NCBI's taxonomy places the organism in Eukaryota, Metazoa, Chordata, Actinopteri, Pleuronectiformes, Paralichthyidae.